Messenger RNA from Paramuricea clavata, 1077 nucleotides. Lineage: Eukaryota; Metazoa; Cnidaria; Anthozoa; Malacalcyonacea; Plexauridae. The record is from the annotation of a GenBank genome assembly.
GGAAGUUCCUGACAAUCAAAACACCAAAACAGAUGAAGGACCCUCUUCCAUAGAGAUUGACAUCCAGCGUGUCCCAACCACACCAUUCAUUGAGCAAUAUUCUUCACCAUCGUUGUACGCAGCAAACGAAACACCACUUCAAACGUCCAUGUCUUGGAUGCCAGCUCCGAGGCUUGCUAUGCAGAAUUUUGAACACGGAAGAAACCAGAGACUUCCAACGGUACAGUUAAAACUUUAAACGUGUAAUUGGCUAGCAUGCCGCGCCAUCGAUUCAGAAUACCGUAAAGGUGAUACAGUGGUAAAGCCUGGUUCACACUAGCAAUUCUGUGCGCGAUUUUCCCAUCCUGGCAAAUGCGAACGAGUGAAUGACACGCAAAAGACUUACACCUGUAUUCUAAAAGCUCACUCACACUCAAAGAGUGGAGGUUCAAUCUGAGCUUCCCUAGAGUGUCAGUGCUGCUUUAGGUACCACACUAACCCUCCAACUAUUCAAAAACAGCACCGACACUCAAGGGAAGCUCAGGUUAAACCUCCACUCUUUGAGUGUGAGUGCCUUGUAACAUAACAGCAGACUUGUAGCAAUGCUGUUUCAACAACUUGUCAAACAGGAUGUGUUCGCACUGCUUGUUUCCAGCUUGUUGACAAGUUGUCAACGGCUUGUUAUCACCUUGUUGCAAGGUUGUUGAGCUCAACAAACUUGUUACAAGUUGUUCCAACAACUUGUUAUCGUCCUGCAAUUCAACAAUUUGUCAACAAGUUGUGAGUGAUAAUCUUGUAGCAACUUGAUAAAAUAACAGCAUUGUUACAACUUGUUGACAAGCUUGCUACAAGCCUGCUGCGAACACACCUUGUUGACAAGUUGUGAGACAUUUACGUGUAUGUGUAUGUGUAUGAGGUUGUGUCGCUCCAUGGCUCACUACCUGUUUCAGCCAUGCGCAACGUUAUAAAAUACUGUAAUUUUUUCUAUAGAACGUUUACAGUGACAGUGAACUUUGGUCUACGAACACCAUACCAGCGCAAGAAUUCCAAGACAAUCCUAGUGGCACGACAAUUGAAGACCAUUUGUAUCCAUAUUGA